This is a messenger RNA of Electrophorus electricus (electric eel), 4121 nucleotides long. The record is from RefSeq and is a predicted model, not a curated record. Lineage: Eukaryota; Metazoa; Chordata; Actinopteri; Gymnotiformes; Gymnotidae.
UGGCCAGAGGCUUUUGGCGACCGAUCCGUGGAAAGGAAAAGGUCAAAUUAAAACAAAUUUAAAGGUAAAAUUCUAUCGCCGGAUUAUGUCUCUUUUUCGUCUGCGACUGCAUCAUGUCAGCUGCACCAUGAAUCAGAAGACCCUGACCCCCUCUCCCAGUUAGAGGGCUCCCUGUUUGAAGAACCUGUUACUGAGAGUGGCAUGAUGGAAAUGUCAGAGACAGUUCAGUCCUUUCUAGAGGAUGGGCAGCGGCCGGAGGCAUCUUUGGAGCUGCGUUUAGCCUCCCUGAAGGCUGCACACCAGCAGCAGCUUCAGCAGGUCCAGCUGGAGCACCAGGCCGAUCUAGAGGGGCGGAUACUGCAGGACUCACUGCUGUCCUCACACACCGGCUCCCCAGUCAAGACACACGGGCCACUGGCAAACACCCGUGGUGAUAGAAACAGCUCCAAAAACAGAGGGCACAUCUACAUGUUUAAUAAACCAAAGCGCUCCUCCUCCACACCUGAUUUGAGCUCCAAGAUGAGUCGGGAGAAAACCCCCAUGCCCGGGCGAGCAUGGACAUCAGGCACUGCUCCGAAUGUGGCUCAAGGCAUGAUGAGAACGGCCCAUCUCCAGGAUAUCCCACUUGACAAAGAGGAAAUGGCCUGGGCCGAGUGUCAGAAGCAGUUCCGUGCGGCGCCCGUACCCAAGCACAUCUUCCGGGCCCGCUAUGAUGACAUGGUUCGGGAGUGGGAGCGAGCGAGGCACGAGGCUCGGCAGCAGAGGACAGAGUUCCUCCUCACCAUGCAGAGGCCCUUCACUUUCCACCAGAGGGAGGAGCGGGAGAGAGGCAGGCCAAGGCAGGGCUCAGGCCCUGAGCAGCACAGAGAAGGCAGGAAACACGCUGCCGCAAGGAGGCCUACACUUAAAGAAGUUACAGACCCAGCAAUCUCUGAACAUCUGAAAGAGGCGGAGCAACAGAGGAAGCUCCGCAUUCAGGCGAGGGCUCAGGAGACCCUCAGGGCCUCCUCGGCCCCCAUCCAGAACCUGUUUCACCGAGCUGACUGCCCAACACGCACUGCCCAGAGGACCAAGAGCAAGGUGUUGGGCUUCUUGGAGCAGAAGCCAUCCUUCCGUCCAAAGAUCAACGCAGAAGUGCCUGAUUUUGAUAAGCUGUACCAGGCCUUCCAGAGCAAGUUGCAGGAGAGAGCAGAACAGAGGGAGAUCACCCUCUGCCAACCAUUCCAGCUGCGCACAUCUGCACUUCAACCACGCCAGAGCAAGAGCAGGCCAGACGAACAACUGACAUAUACAUGCAAGAGCAGUUUAAAGAAAAGUCAUUCAUUCUGUGGCUUGACAUCAUUAUCCAUGGACACUCUUCCAACAUACAUAACAGAUGCUGCCCGGAGCAGGUCCAUGGCCAUAAGGAAGUCCCUGGAGCUUAGGGAUAGUAAGGAGCAGGAAAACGCUCAGUGGAUGAAACGACAUCGAAUGAAUGCUGAAGCCAUUAGCAGAGCAGUGCUGGCACGCUCUAAGGCCAUGGACCCCCACAAGAGCCUGAAAGAAGUGUACCAGGAGAAACUCAAGCAGCACAGACAGGCCGAUCGGGAGCGAGUGAAAGAUUAUAAGAGAGAACUGAGGGAGAUGAGAGCUCGAGUCACGACCCGCCCAUACCUCUUUGAACAGGUGUCACAGAAAAAUGCAAAGAGCGAUGUUGAGCGCAUAUAUAGAAACACUCUAGCGCAAGCAGGCCUGGAUGAAGACUUUGUGAGAUCCAAAGGAGAAAAUGAUGAAAACCACAGAUCAAAUCAUAAGGAUGCUGACUCUGAUAGUGAUGAUCAUAGCUCUAAGAUGGGGACCCAGCAAAGGACAGAGGGUGAAAUUAACCACGGCUGCAGCAGGGUGGGGUCAUGGGAGGACAGCGGCCACAGUGAGGAGGGAGCAGAAGACAGCGCAGAGCCCCUGGCUAAGACAUCAGCUGACAGGCAGCGAGGCAUUGGCACACGGUCCCAGCAUGCCUGGCGACCGCGGAGGGGAGCACGGCGCGGUCAGGCGCAAGAACACUGGCACAUUCCGGCAUCUAGAAUCAGUUCAACAGUCCAGGCUUGUUGAGAAAUGUGGUAAGCCAUCCAGAGCCGGGAGAUGUAGCUCAUUUCUUUGUUGCCAUUUGUUUGUAAAUGCUUACAUAUUGUGAUUAGAAGUGAUUUCUGCUGUGGCAGGGUGAUUAUGAUUCACAGCAUGCGCAGUAAAAUAAACAAAAUCAAUGACAAGUUGGGCUUUGUGGAUCAAAAUGUGUUGGGGACUGCAGAAAAACACUUGCAGGCCAAAAACAAAUAGGUAAAAACCAAAGGGAACUGAAUAUUAAAACACGUUUGCUUAAGUUUUACUUCUUACCCAUUAGCUCAUGUUUGAGACCACACGAAGGACGUUACACCUAUCGAAGCAGCGAGAAGGAAGUCUCUUGGGGGUUGGUACCACAAAAUAAUAACAAACAUUGAAUUAGACAACAUUUACCAUGCGAUACAAGCAAAUACCCUUAGCAGCAUGUCAACUGUGGGUCUACAAAGUCAAUGUAGUGAUGGACAACGGUACCAUAAUUAUUAUCUAUAACUGUCACAGAGAAAAGCUUUAUUUCCUGAGCCCAACGGGAAUGACUACAGGAAUAACGUAGCAAGUUCUCUUUUGGGACAAGGCACAUCUGAACCUCCCUUUUCUGAGAUGUAAAUCUUGGGGAUGAAGUCUGGCUAUUUCUAGAGCCACAGUACCGCUAAAGCAAACAGCCUCAGUUAUUUCUCUCUCAUCAUGUUCGCGCACUGCCUCUGUGGCCUACCACUUCAAGACAACUUGUACCCGGACCAGUCUUACAGGGAACACGUUGUCAAUCCUAUUUCUGAUUCCUUUGGUGAUAUAAGUUUCAGAAAUUAAGAGCAUAAAUUUUGCAGCACGUUUAAACAUAUCGCUUAAAUCUUUUGAGUUAAUAAAACUGAAAUCAGUGCAUUUGUUCUGCUGAAAGUACAACCUAGAGUACAAAAUGUAAAGUUGGCUGGGAUUACGCAUUUUGUAGGUAAAAGAUAUAUUAUGCCUUGAAGAAUUCACUGACUUAAUUCACUGAGGCCAUACUGAGGGAUGAAAAAACAAAACACUGAACCUAGCCACCAUGUAAAUGUAAAUCGUCUGUCAGAGAAUAUCAAAAUAUAUGGGACACGUGGUCCCAUAAGCAGUAUGUAGGCUACGCUGCCUGUCAAUAUCGCACAAGCUUAAUCGAGAAUCCGACGGGAGGAAAACAGCCUGGGAUCUGAGAGAUGUGGCCCGAGCUUUCAGCAUUUCAAGGGCUUCUGCAAGGUCGUCAUGGCAACUGUGCUCUCUCUUGCUACCCUGUCAUUCCCUGACAGAUUGUCCUUCAUAAUGACAGCAGUGCUUUUAUAAACCUGGGAGAAUGUAUGAGGUCAGUUUCUUUUUUGCACUGAUUGAAACUGAAUUGAAAUCACUAACCUGAUCAGCCCUUUGACAUAUGCUCUAAAAUAAACUGUACAAUUAAGAAAAAAAUAAAUAAAUAAACGAUCAUCCUUUUUUUGCUAACAGCAGCUGUAGAGUUGCUAUUUGUGUAAAUAAAUUUAAGAUAGUGCCACAAUCUCUGGCAAAGCCACUGGCUAUUUAGUACAUUACUUGGUAUGGUGCAGUUCACAAACACAGCAUUCCUGACUUAUUUAUUUUGUACCUGGGAAAGUAUUUAUGUUGUACCUAUUUUUCAAGACUUUGCAGAGGGCUGCUCUGUGUUUUAACUCUACUCUUUGUGAAGAAAUAAAAUUUGUCCUUCUGUUGACAGCCAGGAUCUCACCUGCAGGAGGAGCUGUGGCUCCUGACAUCUUCAUCUUCCUAUCGCUAGGAGCAACACAGAGCUCGGAUCUGUUCGUCUGUUUCCGUGUUCCGUCUCUCCUCGUUAACUACAUAAAUAUGCACACUGAAUAGGAGGAUGAGCAAAUGUAGGAGCGUUCCGUGGCGAAUCACAGGUAAAAGGUAGAGAAGGGAGACUGAUGAGGAGACAGCGAAGGAGGAUGCAGACUCCCCUGUCAUGUCACCGUGACCGCACGUCAAACUAGCGUGAAGAAGCCCGCUUCAGCAAGGGGAGAGGGAGCAGGGAG